AUGCAUUACUUGAAGCUGUUUCUCAAAGGCGCUCUGCGUAUCUACUCUCUAGAGUAUUGGGACGAAGACACUCUCUUAAUGGACUUGUCUACUGAUUCUCCACAAGUGAGCCAGCUUCUUGCUUUGCAAAGACACUUCCAUGGAUGCUUUGAGCUACACAAGCCUACUCUUGCCGUUGUGGCAUGGCAAAGAGGUAUUGGCAAGAUCGAGAUGGACGUGUUGCAAGAAGCUAUCAGCCAUCUCAUUUACCAUUACAGAUGGGCCAGUACGAUUGAAAGUGAGGUUCUGAGGAUGGAGCCGAUGCUACAGACAUGUCUUCAUGAUGCCAUUCUGUUUUUAGAGGUUUACUUGGAGGAGGUCUGGCAGCACGGCGGGAAACCGACUCAAUGGAUUGAACAAAUAUGCUAG
This is a messenger RNA of Candidozyma haemuli, 408 nucleotides long. RefSeq lists its product as uncharacterized. Bases 1 to 408 code for a protein of 135 amino acids. NCBI's taxonomy places the organism in Eukaryota, Fungi, Ascomycota, Pichiomycetes, Serinales, Metschnikowiaceae. The transcript has 2 exons. The record is from RefSeq and is a predicted model, not a curated record.